AUGGGAGGAUGCUCCAAUCUGCCUGACGGCUUCUGGGAAGGUUUGCUGGAUCUGCUCGUCUCAGCAGUUACUCUGCUCAUUCUCAGAGUUGUUUCCGACAGCUCAAAGUACGACAUGAUCGUCAACAUCUCUUUGGUAGCCCUGUUGGUAAGCAUGGUGCUUUGGCGCCUUCAUUUGCUUUGGCUGUCUUACUCCAGUUAUGGUGGAAACUUGCCUUACUCCUGCGGCCACGCCACGGUUGGGGGCAAGGAGCUCCCGGGGCUUUUGCGAGCCAAUGAGGGAUCCAUCGGGGCACAUGACUUGGAGUUCAGCGUUCGU
Messenger RNA from Symbiodinium necroappetens, 318 nucleotides. The record is from the annotation of a GenBank genome assembly. Lineage: Eukaryota; Dinophyceae; Suessiales; Symbiodiniaceae.